ACUGGCAUCAGACUGUCGCUGUCAAGCAAAUAAAACGCUUGUACCUUCGUCCGUAACGUAACGUAACGCGAGUGGCACUGAAGAGAAAAAAGUAAAAAGUUUCAAGCAGCAAUUAAAACCAAAAUCAAAUGCAACAGCCAAUAUCGAAAUAAACAAGCAAACACAACGAAAAUAGCGAACUAAAUGCAAAUCGAAAAUUAUUGUUUAAUGCAAGUGUAAUUCGCCGUGUGCAAUUCCCAUCGAGUGCCUUUCUAAAUGCGAGCGAGCGAGAGCGCGUGCAUAUAUACGGGUUCCGUUCGUUCCGCAGCAGCAGCAGCGUAUCGUAUUUUCCUUUUGCUUUUGCCACUUAACGUUUCGUCGUGAGUGUGUUUUUGUAUGCGUGCGUGUGUGUGUUGUUUUUGUGCUUGUUCAACGUAAAACAACAGCAGCAGCAACAGAAGCAGCAGCGGCGUCAGGUAGAAGAAAAAAACGCAACACCAAUAAAACGAUUAAAAAUUGAAUCAAGUCAAAAACAACAGCAGAGAGACAUCAAAAUAAAUAUACUAAAACAAAAUAAUAGUAUAGAAUAGAAAUUCGAAGACUGCAGCACUUAUUUGUUUUAAUUACUUUUGUGCGUCUUCGCUUUGCGCUCGCAUUCAUUAUUAUUUUUUGCUGCUUCUUGGAUUUUCCUCUUCAACACAUCACAGCAGCCAUCGAAACAGACAAAAUCCAGCAACAACAACAAAUACCUCCAUCAUCGGUGUGAGCGAGCGCGAAGAUCACUUUAUACGUAUCGUAAUCGUAUCGUGAAUGAAUAUUCUUCUGUCCGUAUGUGUGUUUGCAGAGGGAGCGAGCGAGAGAGAAAGAGCGCGCGGUCGGUGCGUUUUGCGUUCGUUGCGUACGUGUUUUGAAAACAUCAAUGUGUGCGUUUGCCGUGUAUUAUAGUGUACGUGUGUGUGUGGGAGCCCAACAAGCAUUUAUAAUAAAUAAAUUGUUGCUAAAUAAAUAAAUAAGCAUCAAGAAACGGCAAAAGCGUAACAACAACAAAAUUGUGAAAAAUCUAAAAUUCAAAAUUCAAAUUCAAAAGACGAGUUUAAAAACGCUCAUACGACUUAAGAGCAAAAAAGCAACACAUAAAAAAAGCUCGCAAGUGUCUCUUUUGCACUCAAGAGAGAGUGCAAAUUAUUAAUGUUGUUGUAUGUGUGAGUGUUGAAUUGGAAUUUUGACAGUCGAAAGUUUUUGUGGGAUCAAUUUGUCAUCGCAUCGAUUUUGGAAGCUGCUAAACUUUGGAAUACUUCUACGACUUUGCACUCAGAAAGAGAUAGAGAGUGACAGAGAGAGGCGCUCAACAAGUUGUGGUUGCCAGGAUGCAGAAGACGCGGCAUUAGCAACAGCAGGAGUAGGAGCAGCAGCCAAAGGACGAGUCACAGUCUGAAGGAGAAGGAGACGAAGACAUCAUUAGAGAGAGAGAGGAUCUUGGGAGAUAGCAAAACACAAUGUCACAGCAAGUGUAUUCAGCGCAUCCAGCGCUGGCCGCUGAGCAGCUGGCAGCGCCGAGCAGCUCGAGCAACGCCAACAGCGGAAGGCGGAAGGCCACGCCCAAAAAGUACACACUAAGCCGAAGCUGUGCGGCGCUUGUGGCAUCAACGAAAGCUGCGGCAGCAGCAGCCGCAACCGCAACCGCCGCCUCCACAACAGCAGCAGCCACAACAACAGCCACAACACCAACAGGGACAGCUGCAAGCACAACGGGAUUAGGAGCAGCUCUGGAGGCAGCAGCAGCACAAGGAGGAAGUGCAGCAAUGGGAAUGGGAAUGGGAAAAACGCCAGCGGCGCGAACAAAUUUGGCGGCCGUGGACGAUGAUGAUGACAUCGAGUGCGAGGAUGUGGACGAUGUCAACUUUGGGGCGCAGAUUGUGAGGCAAGCAACGAACACAAACACAACAGCAACAGCAACAACCACAACCAAAGACACCGGCUACGAUGAGACGGAUCAUGUGCAGCUGCGUCACAAACGUCGCCAAAUGCCACAUCAGCAACUGGACCGUGGCGGAGGUGGCGUCGCAGAUGGAUUACCAGGUGCAGCAGCAGCGACAACAGGUUCGAUGAGUGAUUUGAGCAGUGUGAUUAGCUCACCGUCGGCCAGCACAGUCUCAUCGCCGCUGUCGACGCCCACGCGGCAGGCGCCGUUGCAGCUGCAACUGCAGCACAGCCAUCAGCAUUGCUGCCACAAGCAAUCGAAAGCCACAUUGGGAGCCACACACCAGCCACAUCAGAAGCAGAAGCAGCAUCAGCAACAGCAGCAUCAUCAUCAUCACCAUCACCAUCAUCAUCAUGCUGCUGCCGCAGCAGCAGCAUCAGCGGGCGGAUUGGGAGGGGGAGGUGGAGGCGCCUCCUCAUGCAAAGGCAAGAAACUCGAUCCGCGUCUUAGCCCAUCGCCGUAUCGCCAACUAUUGCCCAUUGCCUUGUGCCUGCUCUCGUUUGCGUUCGUCUUUGCCACGUUAAUUGUUUACAUGGACACGACAGAAAUCCGACAUCAACAAUUUCGACUGAACAUGUCGCGCGACUACGAAUUGAACAGCGUGGCCCAAGAUGAUCCCGCACUUAUUGCAUUCCUGCGCCAGAUCCAUAUGCACAAGUAUCCCAUGUAUAUGGCCAAAGGCGUCACCAGCUCAGGCAAGAUGACCUCCUCAUCCUCCGCAUCAGUAGUUGCAACCGCCGGCACGGGCAACAGCAGCAGCAUCAUCAGCAGCUCACACAGUCACACUCACAGCAAUAGCAAUAGCAACAGCAACAGUGUCGCCGAUCAGUUGGCUCAACUGGUGUCCGAUCUGGUGGGUGGCAAAAUGAAUGGUGCGGUCAUCCAAUCGCUGAGCGGUCCAUUGGCGCAUCUGAUAACGGCGCCCUGGCUGAGCGAACAGCUCAAUUGGAUGGGCGUGCUGGUGGAGCCAGAGCCACGUUGGUAUUUCGCGUUGCGCAAACAGAAUGCGCAACGGCAGCGCAUGCAAGUGGUGCAUGCCUGUGUCUCGCCCAAUCCCUAUCCCAAAGAGAUUACCAUACACAACGAGGAUGUGCGCAUCAAUAGUUUGCAUGACGAGGAGACAUCGUGGUUCAAUUCGCGAGUGAAAUGCUUUCCGCUCUACACAAUCAUGCUGGCAUGUGAGCGCACCGAAUACGAUCUGCUCAGUCUGGGCGUUCAAGGCCAUGAGCUAGAGAUUUUGCAGACGCUGCCGUUUGACAAAAUCAAAAUCGAAAUCAUCUCGAUACAUUUGCUGGAGGAUCACGAAGAUGUGUACGACUACGAGCAGAGAAUCACCAAGUUCCUGGCUAGCAAAUCGUAUCGGUUGCAGCGUAAAAUUGCACGCAACUAUUUCUAUCAGCGCAUCAAUGGCAACAGCAAUAGUUUUGCGCGCAAAAAAGAUAUUCUGCUGCUCAAGACGCCACAGCAAUAACAACACCAGCAACGUCAACGUCAACAACAACGAGAACCACAACAUCAUCGACAACGAAUUGUAGAGUCUGGAAAAACAUAAAUAAAAUACUUGAUAGUAAAACAAGCAAGAGCGCGACAUGAAACGAAACUCAACUCAAUACAAUUCAACGCGACGCCACGUUUAUGUUAUAAUGAUAAUUAUUAUAUAUACACAAACACACACACACAUACAACAUAGAUAUAUAUGUUAUAUAUUAUAUACAAGCAUAUUCUGUAUACCCCCCAUUAUGAUAUACAAACACACAACAUUGUAUCGAUUAGUUUCUUUCUAAGUUUAUUUGUGUUACAAAAGCGAUUUAUUGCCCCCUACUUAUAUUUUUCGUUUUCAAUUUAGUUUUUUUUUUUCUCCGUGUCGAAAUUGUUUAAUAUUACCAUAAUUAUUAUUAUAUAUAUAUACCAUUUACUUUGCUGUGUCUGAGAGAGCGAUACACAAAAUCUAUUAUGAAAACGAUAAUAUAUAUAUCCAAAACUAGCUCUAGCUAAGAGGUAUUAUGAUUCUUGCUAUAAGCUAUGCUACAUAUAUACAUCUAUCUAUCUUUAUAUAAUAAUAAUAAUUAUAAUAAUUUAGGCACCUACCCCCCAACCCCUUGUCAUGAUCAUGUAUGUAUAAAUUCAAUUGCGACUAUUAUUUGUAAUUUUGCUUUGCUAGACCAUUAGGCAUUACGACUAUUUACCUAUACGAUAUACUAUAUACUACACAAAUACUAUAUACAUAUAUAUAUGCUAUAUACAAAUCGAUAAACUAUAAAGUAUAGCUAUGCAAAGUUUAUGUUAAAUUGAAUGCUUUAUUUAGUGAACCAUAAGUGACAACAAAACUCUAACUAAACAUAAACAUAAAACAUAAUGCAACAUAUUUAAAUUAUAUUAAAUUAUUGAACCAAAACCAAGCACAUUCAUACACAUACACACACACAUACAA
Drosophila sulfurigaster albostrigata is the source of this 4391-nucleotide messenger RNA. It is a transcript of the gene S, whose product is annotated as protein Star. Lineage: Eukaryota; Metazoa; Arthropoda; Insecta; Diptera; Drosophilidae. The record is from RefSeq and is a predicted model, not a curated record. The coding region runs from base 1476 to 3431 and encodes 651 amino acids. The transcript has 5 exons.